Quercus lobata is the source of this 669-nucleotide messenger RNA. RefSeq lists its product as uncharacterized. The transcript is spliced from 2 exons. NCBI's taxonomy places the organism in Eukaryota, Viridiplantae, Streptophyta, Magnoliopsida, Fagales, Fagaceae. The coding region runs from base 1 to 669 and encodes 222 amino acids. The record is from RefSeq and is a predicted model, not a curated record.
AUGGCUGUUCACUCAAAGAAUAAAGCUUUGAUAUGCAAAGUAUUCCCUUCUAGCUUAGGGCCUGUCGUGAUGAGAUGGUUUGAUAGGCUGGACGAAGGCUCAAUUAGCUCUUUUCAGGAGCUCACCAGGGCUUUCAGGGCCCAAUUUGUUACAUGUAGCAAGGUUCCUUGUCCCCUAGAUUCCCUGCUGUUUAUGGUGAUGAGAGAGGGUGAGACCCUAAAAACUUACUCGGAUAGAUAUUUGGAGAUGUUUAAUGAGAUAGAUGGAGAUUUUGAAGAUGUGGUAAUAAGGACGUUUAAGGUCGUCCUGCCUAUUAAGCAUGACUUGAGGAAGUCCUUGACAAAGAAGCCAGUGCGAAGCAUGCGUCAACUUAUAGAUCGGAUUGACAAACACAAACAGGUGGUUAACAUAGUAUUCAAGGAGCCUGUGCUUCAGAUCCUUGAGAAGAUAAAUGUUGAACCAUACUUCAAGUGGACAAAUAAAAUGGAAGGUGGCCCCAUGAAGCGUAAUCAAGGUCUUUAUUGCCAAUAUCAUCAAGACCGUGAACACACUAUAGAAGAUUAUAGAACUUUACGUGACUAUCUGGAGCAGCUGGUCAAGAUUGGGAAGUUGAGACAAAUUUUGCACCAGCCUUUUGGACAAGGGAAUCAGGCUGGGUCAGCACAUUAA